UUCCCUCCUUUUCCUGGAUUUCUGGUUAGUUGGGCCAUCUCUUUCUUUUUCUCUGCAUUCUUUUUUCAAAUCCAGAACCUCACGGAAGAGCGAGAGAGAGAGAGAGAGCGAGGGAAUUCGUUUUCUCUCCUCUGUUUCUUAAUUUGGAUUUGGAUGGGGACUCCCGAAUUCCCAAAUCUCGGCCACCAUUGUUCUGUUUCUGAUUGCAACCAGCUUGAUUUUCUGCCCUUCACAUGCGAUCGUUGUCAUCAGGUACAUUGCUUGGAGCACCGAGGUUACACUGAACACAAGUGCACAAAGCCCAACAAACAAGACGUGACAGUAGUCAUAUGCCCUCUUUGUGCCAAAGGAGUUCGCCUCAUUCCAGACCAAGACCCAAACAUAACAUGGGACAAUCACGUCAACGUUGAAUGCGACCCAUCAAAUUACGAGAAAGUGACAAAGAAGAGAAAAUGCCCCGCCCCAGGAUGCAAAGAAGUUUUGGUAUUCUCCAACACAAUCAAGUGCAGGGACUGCUUGGAAGACCACUGUUUGAAGCACCGUUUUGGGCAAGAUCACAAAUGUUCAGGUCCCAAGAAGUUGGAGACGAGUUUUUCAUUCAUGGGUCUUUUGAAUAGAAGUGGCAGAAACGAGGAACCAAAGGCUAAUUUGGCUUCGAGUACUGCGUCAUCAAGGUGGACUUCAAGCUUUCUCAACGUGGCUUCUAAUAUUCGUGCCUCAGCUGAAGCGAGCAUGGCCAAAUUGAGCGGUGAAAUUAACCAAGCUUGGCAUGCGGCUAGGGAUGGUGUGGGACUGCAGGGCAGUGGUGGUGGGAAUAAAAUUGAAUCAAAUGAUGAUAAAGUGGAGCAGUGUCCUCAGUGUGCUGCAAAGUUUUCUUCUGUGACUGGUUUAGUGGAUCAUGUGCAGAAGGUUCAUGAAAAGAAUGGGAAUGGGGUUAAGGUUUUGUAGACCCGGUGUCCUUUGUGGAGCAUGUUGGUGGUAGAUCUCGAGCUUAGGAGAUUGCUUCUUCUUUUUUUAAUGGGUUUCUUUUUAUUCAUGUAAUGUGCACGUCGUUUUGUCCUAUUUUUUGACAAAAGGAAUGUGAAUACUGAUUUCAAGAUGAUGUUAGAUUUAUUCACAACCAUACCACAAAACGUACAUCUGGAUUAAUUGGCGUAGGUUUAUUAAUGUGAUUUCUAAUUGUGUUAAA
This is a messenger RNA of Cajanus cajan (pigeon pea), 1189 nucleotides long. The record is from RefSeq and is a predicted model, not a curated record. NCBI's taxonomy places the organism in Eukaryota, Viridiplantae, Streptophyta, Magnoliopsida, Fabales, Fabaceae.